Molecule: messenger RNA, 2350 nt
Organism: Stegastes partitus (bicolor damselfish)
Lineage: Eukaryota; Metazoa; Chordata; Actinopteri; Pomacentridae
Product: B-cell linker protein
Exons: 19
Coding region: 190-1314 (374 amino acids)
Biological process (GO): intracellular signal transduction; cell surface receptor protein tyrosine kinase signaling pathway
Source: RefSeq, a predicted model, not a curated record
GCUCAUGUGAAGGCAGACAUCUGAGCCGACUGUGUUUCUGGCACAGGUAGGAAAUGCAAAUGAAGUCAGUUAGAGCAGCUUCACAUUCUCACCGUAUCGCUCGCUUUCAAUCUUUAAAACCAUUUGCAUCCAAGAGCAGAAGCAAAGACAUUUCUUCAUGACUUGAGCUGCGAGACUCGACUCCAAACCAUGACGAUGAGCUUCUUUGGAAAACUGAAGAACCUACACAGUGGACCUCCAGCUCCCCCUAGAAGGACAGAAAACAAUGCAGGCUUUGGGUGGCCACAGGAUGAGUUUGACGACGAGGAAGGCGACAUGUACGAAGCGCCUCCCUGUGAGCGUCCGGCCGUGAAAGUCCCACCGAGACAAGUGGAGGAGAACAUUUAUCUGGAGCGGACGUCCAGUCCUGCUGUCCCCCAGAGGCAGGCCGCUCCUCCUCCUCCCAGACCAAGCAAAUCCUCGAAACCGCCUGAGAUAGACAGAAAUGAGAAGCCUGGGAGGAAGGAGAUGAUGCCUCCUCCAGCAGGUCGCCCUGCUCCUGCUCCAAUCCCUGCACCCAUCGAGGAAGAUGUGUAUCUGGAUCCAAAUGAGGAACAGGAAGACAGCGAUGAACUUUAUUUAGAACCAACAGCAGCUUGCCCUCCUGCCCCACGUCAGCCAGCGAGGAUGCCUCCACCAACCAAGGCACCUCUUGUACCUACUUCCAUCCCCAUGAUGAAGCCUCCGGUUCCCAGAGCCAAGUCUAAUUCAGUGCUGCCUUCGCUGAGUGAGAUAAAAACAGCUCCCCCGGUUGAAGAGAGACGAGCCACUUUUCCUACCAAACUGCCCCCGCCAACUCCCAGCAUGAAGCCGCUUCUGCCAGCAAUCCUGAAGGAAGCCAAACCCAGCCCUCCAAAUCCUCCCAUGGCAGACCUUAAGUCUGUGGCCUCCUUUGGUGGGAUGAGGCCAACCAGGCAAUCUGGGAAUGAGGACAAAGAGUGGUUUGCUGGAGACUGCAGCAGAAGGACAGCGGAGGAACUCUUAAUGAGACUCAACAAGGACGGUGCCUUCCUCAUCCGGCACAGCUCGGCUCAGAGCGCCCGCCAGCCGUUCACCCUGGCCGUGCUCUACCAGCAGAAGGUGUACAACAUCCCCAUCCGCUUCCUGGAGGACACGCAAGGCUACGCCCUGGGGAAGGAGGGCAAGAAGAACGAAGAGAUUUUCACCAGCCUGGACGAGAUGAUUUCUCACCACAAGAAUAACCAGCUGCUUCUGAUUGACAGCAAGAGUCAGGCCAAGCACACGGCUCAUUUAACUCACCCUGUGCGCCCUUAAAGCUGCACUUCCACUGGCCCGUCUAAAGCCGUGUUCACAUGAGUCACAAGGAUAACGGCACAGUUUGAAAGUUUCCCUUCUUGGAAACACAGCAGACUGACUGUGUGUCACUCUUACAUGUAUAUUUACGGUCGCGCAGCCGAGACGCUGUUUUGUUAAUAAUCGAGAACAGAUGAUGCAAACUUUACUGAAAUAUUGUCGGAGAUGUUGAAAAGCCUUCAUGACUCAGCAGCAGCAACGGCGUAAAACUCACUCAGUUCUGUGGCCUGACGGAGCGAUUUUUCUCUCGUGCACCCCGUCAUCAUCAUUGCACAAGGUUAACUGAACUCUAGUAAAAAGGAAACUGGGUUUUUUACUUUAAUAGUCAUUAAGUCUGCGUGUUUCUGCCUCUGGAUGAAACAAUGACGGUGUUGCUGUCGAACUGCUCUGUCUCACUGACUUUUAAAAACUGUAUAUUUCUGCUGUGGAAAGUCAUCAAACCACCUCAGAAAAGCCUGCAGCUAAAACGUUAACCAUCACCUCUUUCCUUUUUGCUCAUUUACAUUUACUAUAGCAACCCUAUCUAACAGAUAAACAUCGGUUUCAAUGACCUAUUUUACUUCAGUGUGCAUCUGCCUCCCAAGUCAGUGUCACUACUUUGAUGUCUCAUGUGCUGCCCUUCCAGUGUGAUAUUGUAGAUAUUGUGCAAUAUAGACCUAAAUACAUCCACGUUCUAUUGUUUUCAUUCGCUGUCUUUCCUUGUGUUUACUGCUGCUGACCAGAAACCAUCAGCUAACCUGAACUUUAACCGACCACAUGUCUUUGUUUGGGGUUUCUGUGGUUCAUUUAGAGGAUUAAGUACAUUACGAAAGACUGAUGCUUGAUGAAAGCCUGUGAGUAAACCCUAAUGUGUGUGUUUGUUGUGUAGUAGUGUGUGUGUGUGCUGCUGCUGCUGCUGCUGCUGCUGACCAGACACGCUGCUUCCUGUCAGGGUGAAACCAUCUCCUCUGUGGCCAAACCAUAAAUCCUCAGCCUGGAAUACCACAUGGCAGAAUAA